This is a messenger RNA of Trypanosoma brucei brucei TREU927, 990 nucleotides long. RefSeq lists its product as hypothetical. NCBI's taxonomy places the organism in Eukaryota, Euglenozoa, Kinetoplastea, Trypanosomatida, Trypanosomatidae. The record is from RefSeq and is a predicted model, not a curated record. Bases 1 to 990 code for a protein of 329 amino acids. The transcript has a single exon.
AUGAAUGAUUGGAUUACUAAGGCUUUGGAGGAGAAGCAGAUCUUAUCUCUUCCAUCUCUUGCAGAUGUAAAAGGGGUCUUCUGUGUGGCACGGGAGCAUGAGUGGUAUGAUGAUUGUGUUGUGAUGGACUGGACGGCCCUGCACCGUGGACUCCGGCCGAGUACCUCCUCAUUUAAUCCCACUGUUGCAGUGGCUGAGGUAAUGCGUUUUGGAUGUGAGUUGGAGGGGGAUGGAAGUCUGGCGACAGCGUUGGAAUUGCGCACCCCGUGGUGCGUGGUGCCACUCGCCGAGCAGGCGCAGCGACUCAGUGUUUUUUUACAUCCAUCUGGUGCGAAUGUUAAGCCAUACAUGUUUUGCCGUGGACCACCUGGGCAGCGUAGCGUUCGUGAUGACCUUCACUCUGUCCUUCAAGGGGUUCAGCGGCAGCUGCGGGACUCGGGCAUCAGGUGUCAUGUGUUCUUUGGAAGUGUCAUCGUGGUGUCAGAUGACUUUGAGCAUUUGAUGCACCUCACGGCGGCGGUGUAUCGGGCGCUGAAGAGUGCCGGCAUCGAGUUAAACGCAAAUGCCUCGUCAUUUGAGCCGAGACGAGUCUUUAGGACUGCUGGUGGUUUGUGUUGGAAUACAUUGAGCCCCAUAUCUUUGAAGAGUGUUGAUAACAUGGCUGCGCUUCUAGUUGAUUUGUUUUACAUGUGGUUGGGAGACUUCUACCUGUGGUUGUGUGUAACACCACCGGAAUCGUUGCUGGGUGUGGCCGGGAGGGACGAGGACAAAAUGAAGGUGUUUCGUGACUUCAUUGUGAAGAGGGUGGUGCCGAACUGCGAAUGUAUUGAGUUUAACGGUUUAGCUGACGUGGACGUGGAGGAACUGCUUACAGCUGCUAAGCCCCUCCUGAAACGGAAACUACCACUUGUUGGACCGCAGAAGUGGAGUGCACUUGAGUUGCGAUUGUGCCUUGCGGCUUUGAAAGCUUACGAGCACCCGCCCCCGUGA